GGUUGCGGCCGGACCGCGGGGUGCCUUCGGCCGAGCUGUCGGGGUCCUGAAAAAUAGCGACGGUUGGGUUGCUGGGACGUGCUUUCCUCAGCGAGCACACGAGCGCCGCUGAAACCUGUUUUCCGAAUGCGGUCAUCUCUCUUGUUUAUGUGCGGUCUUCUUCACGCUGCCGCCGGAAUCCGGCACGGCCGAACAGCCCGGUUAAGCGCCGUGGUUGCGGUGUCGGGUUGGUAAAGGCUUUGGCAGAACGACCGCCGUGUAAUUACCGACUCGUUUUGUGGUAGCCGGCGUGUGUGUGAGGUGCGCUGAAGGUGGGAUUCGCAUAGCAGCGCGAGACUUUAAGAUACGUAGCAAUUGCUGAGCCGCUCAUGGAGCAUUUCUAACGAGAAACAACGAUGCUUUUGUCUGGUUGCAUAAAGUGCCAGCACCCGUCAGUGAGGCUGUUGGUGUUUUUCUGUCCUCUGUCCCAAUCCUCGCAGCUAAAAGCACAGGGACAGAAAAGCGUUUUAUUUCUGGAGAGCUUGUUAAGGUGCUUGUGUAGAUUGUGGCUUAGGGCUGUUGUUAGGGACGCUGGGAAUGAAAGGGUUGGUGUGUGGCCCACCUGGCUGGGAAUCGGCAGACAGGGUUUAUAAACUAAGGAGGUUUUAGCUCAGCAUGUGUUUACCUCCUGCUUGAAAUAUGUGGUAACAUAGUCUUAAUUAUGUGUGUUUGGGUCACAAAGGUGCACGUGUAAAACCUGGGUUGUUUUGCACAGUAGUCACGGUAACCGUCCUGCUGUAUGGCAAGUAGGGAUGGCGUUUCUCAGAUAACAGCUCGCUCCCAAGUGCUGCAAAAUAGCAUACGCACUGGAUGCACUCUGCUGUGCAAAGUGUGCAGAAAAGUGUCCUCAGAAGUGCACUGAAAACUUGGGAAGAAAACAUUGCCAAUAGGGAUCGUCAUCCCUAAUGAGUAUUCGGUGCGUGGUUGCAGUCUGAUAUGUGAGUGGGUUGUCUUCUGUUUGGAAAUGCUCAGUUAUGGAUGUGUAGUUCAGAAAUCAUUGUCAGACUUCUCAAAACGCUCCCAGGUGCUGCUGUGUGAGUCUUCCCACUUGUGUUUUGUGGGACCACAGCAUAAAGCCUUGGCUUAUACAUUUUAAAACGCACCCACUUAUGAAGUUUUGAACUUAGAGUACUGAAAUAUAGCAUGGAGUUUCAUUAAAUUGGUAAGGAUUUUAUUUUCCCUACCCGAAGCAUCUUUAACUACUCCUCUUCAGUCACAUCAAAUCACAGUGGGAGCUCUUAAUGUUUGUAAGACCCACUGUUUCAAGAGAAAACAGGAAACAUUUUUAUGUGAGGCUUGAGUUCUCUAUUAUGUAUUGCUUGUCUGACUUGAAAAGUUACCACCUGGGAGUGAGAGCAUGCACUGGUAAGUAAUGGGCAGAAAUGCUGAUGUCUGCUACUAAACAAGGUUCUUUUCUUUUCCCUUUAAGUGAUUGGAUGGAUGAAAGUUUUCCAGAGCACUGAGUUGCUGAAAUGUUUUGCUGUUUGAGAGUUGUGAGAAGGUUAUGUCUGGAGAAGAUACUGCUACAAUGCAUUAUUCAGUCAAGAACUUUGUCAGGAGCUGAUGUCAUCCAUGCUCUCAAACCUUUCUACUUUGCUGUGCAUCCAGAUUUCUUUGGCCAGCAUCCCAAAGAGAGGGCAGUAAAUGAAAACUCUCUGAAGAGGUUAAAUGGCUACUUGGAGAAUCUACAGAAACCAGGGUUUCACUCCUUUAAGCCAACUCAGCUUACCUUUUAUGUAAGAGAAAGAGAACCAAACUCUUCUAAUGUUCAAGAAUCCUUCAGUACUUCAGGGUUUCGAGCGGUCAGUUUUACUUUACACACACGAGAUCUCCUGAGCACAGUAUUAGAUAUUCUCAACUCCUGCAGUUUGUCUACGGAGCAUAUUCAGAGUUUGAGUGUGAACUCUCAGCCCCAUAAGGAAGCAAAAAGCACACUGAACAGACCUAUCAAAUGGGAUAAGACUUACUAUUCAUUUACUGGAUUCAAGGAUCCUGAAGAAGAACUAGACCAAGCCCAAAGAGUGGAAACAACUUUAACGUCCUGGUUGGAUGAUAAUGAAGCGAGUGCAGUUAUAAAGCUGAAGAAGAGUUUGCCACUUAGAGAAGAACUAGAACGUUUAAAGUUUGAACUCUCUCAUCAACUGCAGCUCUCAGAUAUCAGGUGGCAGAGAAGCUGGGGUAUUGCUCAUCGCUGUAGCCAGUUGCACAGUCUUGGUCGCUUAGUCCAACAGAGACCUGAAGUAUUAAAGAAUGUCAAAGGACGCACGCUGGUCUUCACAGACCGCUCAGGUAUGAGUGCGGCAGGCCACGUAAUGCUGGGGACCAUGGAUGUUCACCAUCACUGGACCAAAAUUUUUGAGAGAUUGCCAAAUUAUUAUAAACUUCAGGAGAGGCUGCUGUUCUUGGAAGAUCGGAUAAGCCAACUUCUGGGAGGCAUACAAGUAAUAUAUGUAGAAGAGCUGCAACCCCUCUUGACUCUGGAAGAGUACUAUGACACUCUGGACUCUUUCUAUAACAAACUACUCGACAGCCGACUGCCUUUUCAUCCACAGAGUCUGAGGGGCUUGCAAAUGAUUCUAGAAAGUGAUAGAUACACGCCAAGCUUACAUGAGUUUGGACACUUUACCAUCCCAACAGUCUGUGAUCCAGCAACCCUUCAAUGGUUUAUUAUUGCCAAAGCGCAGGAAGCAAGAGAGAAUCUGAAAAGAAGGGAAGAGAUGAUGAUUACAGAAAAAGAGCUGAUAGAUACUUCUGCUGAGAAGUUUUCUUUGGAUCGGCUGUAUAAGGAGCCCAGCGUCACCAGCGCACAGAUGAUAGAUUGUUGUAAGCGACUGCUGCAAGAAUCAUUGCCAUACCUACAAGGCAUGCACCUUUGCAUUUCACAUUUCUACUCCGUGCUGCAGGAUGGAGACCUGUGUAUACCUUGGAACUGGAAAAGCUGAGGACAUAUCUGAUAAUCAGAUGAAUCGUUUAUUUUCUGUAGGAGGCUAUAAAUAUGUGUGUUUUUAAGAGUAAAUUAUUUAAAUCUGUAUUUUGAUAUCCUCAAAUUUUCUUCUAACUGCUGCUCAGAAAGGAUUGGACAAUUUGCACAAUGCAGAGUAUUACCAGUUCUAGGUAAGAGAUCUGUACGUUCUCUGUACUACUGUGGGAGUCCUGGUGUACGGUAGCAGUGUGAAACUGCAUUUUUAUAGUUACCAAUGAAAAGAUGUGACAUUGCCAGUCUGCGGAAAUGUGCACGUGUAUUUUUAAUAUACAUAAGUAUUGCUGGAUAGACGUCCUUAAACAUGGAGUAUACUACUCAAACAAGACACUACGUAUUGUCAUAAAGGAUUUUUUUCAGUGCAGAAACUGAAUACGUAAUCUGGUGGCAAUAUUGGCAUUCCAUAUUGCUACCUCUUAAUAAAUUUAAAUAUUAAAAAAAAAAAAUCAGAGUACGGCUGCUCUGCAGAAGAAAACAGUACUUAAGCUUGGUCUCUGCAGUACAGUUUCAUAUCCUGGUCCAAUAUUGUUGCCUUAGAAUUUCAACGUAUGCCAGUGGUACUGUCUGCGUCUGUUGUAAAGGAGGUGUCGUUCUGUUGUUUCCCAGCACUUGCUUCAUAAAUACAGACCAUCCUCUUCACAUAUACUCCUAACAGAUUGCAAAUCCCAUUCACAGCACUUACUGCCUGAGUAGUUUAAUGGAUCAUCUAAGGAAAAGUAGCACUGGUCUGAGUGGGAUUGUCUGCAAGAGUAAGUACUUCUCAGUGAGAGCAAGGAGCUUGCAGUAAUUUUCCGUAGAGCAAAUGUGUAUCCCUACUGGUACUUUAUUCUUUGAAUAAAAUGAGAUACGAGGUGUGAAUUUGACAACACUUUUUCAUUUUAAUACAUGCUAAGAUGUAUUUUGUAUGUGGGCUACUACUUUGAAAAACAUCCUUUGAGAAGAACUAACAGCUUAAUGGUUCUGAACUUUAAUUCCCCUAUAACAACUGGCAAAAGAAAAAAUAAAAAGGAUUUGUCUGA
This is a messenger RNA of Gallus gallus (chicken), 4038 nucleotides long. RefSeq names its product T-cell activation inhibitor, mitochondrial (gene TCAIM). Gene Ontology annotation, cellular component: mitochondrion. NCBI's taxonomy places the organism in Eukaryota, Metazoa, Chordata, Aves, Galliformes, Phasianidae. The transcript is spliced from 10 exons. The coding region runs from base 1512 to 2981 and encodes 489 amino acids. The record is from RefSeq and is marked validated.